Molecule: messenger RNA, 2587 nt
Organism: Annulohypoxylon truncatum
Lineage: Eukaryota; Fungi; Ascomycota; Sordariomycetes; Xylariales; Hypoxylaceae
Exons: 1
Coding region: 157-2286 (709 amino acids)
Source: RefSeq, a predicted model, not a curated record
UGUGAUCGUAGCCCGGCCGCGACGGCCGCCUCCCUUUUUCUCUUCUCUUUCGUAUAACUUCAUUUCGUCUAAAAUUCGUUUGCCUAGAGUGGCGGUAAUUAUCUCACAUAUUCGGCUUCUGCGACAGGUAUCGCCUACUCUUCAUAGUUUACGAUCAUGGCAUCGAUUACAACUCGCAACGGUCAGAGGUGUACGGCAGUGCCGAAGUUAGCAAAUGUACUACUUGCAUCAAAUUCAUCUUCAGCCUCAUUAUCGUCUUCAUCAUCAUCGUCGACUUCAACAUCGACUUCGACAUCUUCAACUUCUAGCUCGACAUCAACAUCGACAUCUUCUACUUCGGCCUCGAGUAUAAGUACGACUUCAUCUUCAUUGUUGACAUCUUCAUCCUCUACAUUUAUAUCGAUCCCGACCGAUCCCCAAGCGACUCCGGUUGACAAUCCAGCGCAACCGGAUGCCGCUACUCAAAUUUCCUCGGAUACAUCCUCAAGCACUUCAAGUACAGCAAGUACUGUGGCAAUAGCUAAUAGCCCUCCAGUUAUUGUACAGCCAGCGAUAACUCAGAGCGCUGAUCAGCCAUCGUCUACUACAGACCAGUCAACUGAUCAGAUCGCUCCAUCACUGCCGGCGUCAAUUGUUAACACGAUUAACCCAUCUUCUCUCAGUACCGAUAAUACCGGGGUCCUUACUGAUACAGGACCUACUCCGUCUCAAUCAGGAGAUCAAGCACAGAAUACAGAUGGUGCGACAUCGACGCAGUUGGGUCAACCAGGGGACUCGACUAUAACAACUGGUCUAGACGGAAACACGGCAACCCAGGCGGCAGCAGGGACACAGUCUACAGGGUCAUCAUUGGAAACGGAGACGAAUAAAGGAGGGCUGUCAACGACUCAACAGCAGGUGACUGGCAAUGGCAUCACGACGCAGCAGACGAUAGCAAUAGCUGCUGGGGUUGUCGGAGGAGUCAUAAUUAUCUCAUCUAUAGCAUUCAUGAUCUGGAUAUGGCGGAAGAGGAAGAUGCAAGGUCGGAGGAGCACGUUGCUGACGCCACUGUCUCCAGAUGCGACUGUCCGUGACCGCGAGAAAGAUCCUUAUCUUAUUGAUCGGUCAUCUCUGGGACCGACACCAAUGUCCGAGAAGCUCUGGGCCGUCGUUGGGAUGAGAUAUAAGAGAUUACGCGGGAAGGUUAACAACAUCGUAGCCCGUAGCAACAGCCCGAGCCCGAGCGUCAACCUUGACCGGGGGAACUCACAAUUUGGCCCACCCGACGGAGCACAUAGUCGAAAUAAUUCAAAUGCCGGAGUUAUAGGAGGACCGCCAGCUUCCAAGGGUCGCUUCGUGGAUUGGUGGGGUCGAUUAGUGGAAGAUGGGAAUUCCAACUGGCGACUGCGUCGCGAAUCUAAGGCCGAUCCAAUCAAUAACGAGUCAUACGCAGCAGUUCCAAGGUCCACGCAUAACAGCAAUGCGUCAAGAGGUUCCUCGCAGCCCGACUUCCUCACACUCCUAAACAUGGACGACAGGCAACUAGAGCAAGCGGAACGGGGGCGAAAUGGCGUGAGAGGGAGUCAGCGCCGCUCGAUAUCUAUGGGCAACGAGCAACAUAUCCUUGGCGGUCUUGACAUAAACUUCGACGACCCCUUUUCGGAUGUUAACGCCAUAGGGAACAAUACGGCCAAAGCAAAGCCUAUAGUUGUUUCUGCAGCAAACAACCCAUUUUCGGACGCGAACGCUAUCACAGCACCAUCAGCCGCUGCAAGUGGUGGCCUCACAACAUAUGUGCACAAUGUCCGACGCUCACGUGGACAUAGCGUGAACGGUGGCGGCAUCAGCCGGCAGACGAGCAACGCCGGCACUCGUUUGAACAGCGUGAUGAACAGUCUGUACCGCGAAUCCAACGCGAGCGUAUCCACGGUCGGCACCCGACGCAACAAGUUCCGUUCCGAUCCCUUCGACCUGGACCGCCCGGAUCUACUAAGCGCAAAUUCUAGCUUCGACGCCACCGUGAGGGAUGCUAGAACUAGCCGCGGCAGCAAGGGGGCCCCGGUACCGUUGCCAAACACGCCAAAGCCGGCACACGUGCGCACGGAGAGCUUCACGUCGAAGUAUUCGAGCGGCGUGAGUAUGAGCAUAAGCCAGUGGAGCGAUCCCGGUCCAGACGUCGGUCCCGCGGCUGGGAGAUACACGCCCACGCCAGAUAAUGGCAUGCCUCGAAGGGACUCAGAUACGAGGAGGAGCGGCGGGAGCCAGGGUAGCGUAGGGAGCCAGGGGAGCGUGGGCAAGGCCUUAUAGUUAUCGCUCCCGUAUGGUGCCUAAAUAUUAGGUACGAACGGGAGGACACACAUAUACGGCAUAGCUUGGGCGUAUCGGGCGGAAGAAAGGUUCACUUAUGGUGACGAGGCACGAAGCGCGUACUGUCGCCUGUUGUUUGAUUAUCGCAUAGAAAUACCGAAAGGGGUAGCUCGGAGUUCUUGGUGCGAUGCAUUGCUCUUUGCUUUUUUUACGUUUUUAUGUUCUUUGUUGGGUUUGUGAUACCCGGCGACCACACGCUCGCUUAUGAUACCUACCUCCGGGGACGAUGAUGGCGGGGGAA